UCGGGAGCAGCGCUUUGCGAAACGACUCUGUUCAACUUAAACAGCUUGACCUCCAGCCACCGAACCUCAGUACAGAGGCAGCGAAGGCGAGGACAACGUCUCCUGCACAAAGAUCAGGCAGAAACGAGUCGAACUUUCACUGAUCCAAAGGGGGUGAGAGAGAGAGAGAAAAAGCGUCAGCAAGAUAAAGCGGAGUUUCUUCUUAAAAAGGCAACAUUAAAAGUUUUUGAAAACUUUUGCAAUGCUUUGCAGAAGUUUGCAUGUUCAACCAUUAGUGCACUGCAGAGAUUAACCUGCUCCCGGCUGAGAGUGGCCGUUGGUUGAACGCAAUUCUUGGACUGCUGGAUGUGUUACUUUGUCAACUUGAGGGGUGCAUGUGUGGACCAAAAUAGCCCGUUAGUGGAAACUGGGAACUCGAGAAGAGAGGCAAGUGAUCGCAGCUGGGAGCUCUGGGAGUGGGGAUUGAAUCGAUUUGCUGUCGGAGAAGGUUACUGAAAAAACAAACCGAACACCAAAGAGAGAAAGUACUUUUGUGAAAGAUCUGAUUUCUUUCAAGUGGAUUCACGUUUUCAGCAUUUUCUUAAGCAAUUCCUGUGACAGCCGGUUGUGAAAUGGCUGAAGCGCGUUACAACAGACUCGGGCUCUGACAGGACAAGGCUGGCAAACAAAAAUACACAAAUUGAUGAAGUGACACUCGAUUUGAAAAAAAUAAUUGUCUCUCAGGUAAACUAGCCUGCGCCCGUUGUAAAUAAAAUAUAAAACCGAAGGACAAGCUUGCAAAACCUAAAGCUAACUCCAGUAAAAGGACAAAAGUGAUAAAGGUAUUACAGGACGGAAACGAUCAGAAUUGCAGUGAAAAGAGCGGAGAAGUUGGCCGACUCUGUGUGAGGGGGAAUCGAGAGCUAGAGGAGUUAAAGGAUUGGAAGAACUCUUCAUGUGCUGGUGUUGGUGUGUGGAGUUAUGGACCUAAACCUGAAAGAGUUUCAAUAACAGGUGCAACAUGCUCACACAAGCCAGCUCCAUUCCUCUUACUGCCCUGGAAUCCUGAGAACCAACUGCUUCGUGGUCGCUCUGUUGGCUUCUUCAUCCAGAGAGUUUUAUUCUAAACAGCACAACAGAGGAACUCUGAUUAAGUCCAAUAGCCUGGAUAUUUAUCCCGUAAUCUGACCUUGAAAAUGCAGAGGACUGUGGCAGUGCGAUUGCUGGCGCAGGGAGCGCUCCAUGCAGGUUUCACCCCGGCCAGGCUCACGAUGACUGGGCUUCGCGUUCUGUUGGCUGCCGCUUUACUCUCCAGCUGUUCCCAGUGCUUGGUUCAGGCAAACUCUUGGUGGUCGCUGGCUAUGAACCCCAUUCAACGGCCUGAGAUGUAUAUUAUAGGCGCCCAACCUCUCUGCAGUCAACUGAACGGCCUAUCGCAGGGCCAAAGGAAAUUGUGCCAGUUGUACCAGGAUCAUAUGGUUUAUAUUGGAGAGGGAGCAAAGACCGGCAUUAAGGAAUGCCAGUACCAGUUCAGACAGAGGAGGUGGAACUGCAGCACCGUGGAUAACACCUCUGUCUUUGGAAGGGUAAUGCAGAUAGGGAGCCGGGAGACAGCCUUCACAUAUUCUAUUUCAGCAGCUGGUGUAGUAAAUGCAAUAAGUCGUGCAUGUCGUGAAGGGGAACUCUCAACCUGCGGGUGUAGUCGUGCUGCCAGACCAAAAGACCUUCCCCGGGACUGGCUGUGGGGAGGCUGUGGGGACAAUGCAGAAUAUGGCUACAGGUUUGCCAAAGAAUUUGUGGAUGCCAGGGAGAGGGAGAAAAAUUACCCCAAAGGCUCAGAAGAUCAUGCCAGGACAUUAAUGAAUCUGCAGAACAAUGAAGCUGGCAGAAGGGCUGUGUACAAUCUGGCAGAUGUGGCAUGCAAGUGCCAUGGUGUUUCUGGCUCCUGCAGCUUGAAGACAUGUUGGCUUCAACUGGCUGAUUUCCGGAAGGUGGGCGAUCUGCUGAAAGAAAAGUAUGACAGCGCCGCUGCCAUGAAAAUCAACCGCAAAGGGAAGCUGGAGCUAGUAAACAGCCGCUUCAACCCUCCCACUGCAGAUGACCUGGUUUAUCUUGACCAGAGCCCUGAUUACUGUGUGAAGAAUAAGACCACAGGCUCCCUGGGCACAAUGGGCCGCCUCUGUAACAAGACCUCUGAGGGAAUGGAUGGCUGUGAACUAAUGUGCUGUGGGCGGGGUUAUGAUCAGUUCAAGACUGUGCAAGUUGAAAGGUGCCAUUGUAAAUUCCAUUGGUGCUGUUAUGUCAAAUGCAAAAAAUGCACGCAAAUAGUUGAUCAGUUUGUUUGUAAAUAACGUAAAACUGAAAAAACUUUGAUGUAAAAGGUGCCUGGAGAGUUCCUGCUUAUCCAAAUGAAACUGCUAACAUGGUGAAUGUAGAAUGUGUGUACUCAGACUUCAGCAAAAGAAAAACAGAAUUCAUACUUCACUUACCAGUUUAAAUGAACCGCUUUAUAAUCACUUUUUUAAUAUAUAUAAUUAACUGGACCUAGUACUGCACUCUGCCUUUAGCCUCUCUGGCUCUCCUUGUACAAUGUAUAGUGUAUGAGUGACAAGAUUAGCAUUAAUGACCGAGUCUUGCCUGCUGACUAUUUAUUAAAGAUGAGGUCACAAAUAUUUAGCAUUCUGACCUAAUUUAAUUCAGGUUUGAAAGCCAUCUUUUACCUUCUCCUCCCAUCAGCAUUUCCACCACCUAUUUCAGCAAAGUACCUUAUACUUUGUAAAUAGGAAAACAGCCUUACGUGAAUAACUGGAACUGCCCAUAAACCUGUCAGUAAAUUGAAAGAAGGGAAAGAAAAAGGUCUCUGUAAGGCAUUGGUAUCAAUUGACAUUCAUUCAUUUUAAGUAACUUAAACAAUUUUGUUUUCUUUCAAACGGCUACAAUUGUAUUAUGUAUUUUGCAACCUAAUAACCUGCACAGUUUUUGCAAAAUUUAAUAUCUAUUUUUACAAAGUGCUUGUAUACUUUCAACUUACAUUCUGCACAAAUGUGUAUAUAUGCUUGUACUUAGAAUAUGUGCCGGAAUGAAAACAGGCAUGUUGCUACAUUUAAACUGCAACCUAAUUUGAUUUGUGAGGAUUAAAUAAUCUUUCAAUAGCAAAGAACUGUGGAGGGUAGUCUGCAACAGGACUUUGAGAAUGUCAUAAAUAACAUUUCUAUCUGCAAAUUCCUGAAAAUUUGAAAGGAGAAGCACACAGAUUUUUUGCUUGAAAGAUUUUGAGAAUUAGACAUGCAAAUACCACAUUUGUAGAAUUAAAAUCAAAUCAAAAAUACUCAAAAAAUACACUCAAAAAAGAUGGCGAUCCUAGUAUAGAUAUUGGAACCAAUUCUUUGUGAAACCGUUUAAGUUAUAAUGAGACUUAUUAAAUGUAUGACCAGUCUCUUUUACGCAACUGAUGAUGGAGGGGAAAUUCUAACUUUGUAAAUAAGAACUUGUAUAUACCAAAUUCAGCCAUUGGGUGGGAUAUUUGUUACAUCAAGAGUCCUCGCACCUGUAUCUUAAUGCACUAUCUGCAAAAGAUUUGGAAAUGUUUGAAAGAAGAAUGAAUGAAAGAAAUGCUCAAUACUUGUGGGAGUUUUGCAGUUUAUAAUUUGCAGUUUAUAAUUGUUUACAUUGUAUUAGAAUGAUUAGGUAAUGUUAUUUAACAAUAUUUGUAACCACACGUGCCUAUAUUUCAUUUCAAUGCAAUACACAUAGGUCAUUCAUUCAUCACUGUUAAUCUGGAUCUACAGUAAAGAUUGUAGUUAUACUUUUUAAUUAAAGCAAUUUUGGUAGCUUUAAGUUAUUUAACAUAAUGUUUAAGUGGUGACAACCCCUCCUCCUUCACUGCAAAGUUUUUGAAAAGUGGCCUCCUUACCUCACGCAACUAUAAUAAAGUUUAUGGAGAAUUCUUUAUGUUCUUAUUUUGCAUUUAAAACUGAUAGUAAAAAACAUACUUGGCUAUUCUAAAUUGUUAGAAUACAUGUAUAUGUCAAGUUAUAUUGUUGCUUCAUCCUUCUGUUCAUUAUUCCAUCCUUUAAAUGGACUGCUUUUAUUUUAAUAAAAUGCUUCCACCCUUGAAUUUU
Messenger RNA from Carcharodon carcharias (great white shark), 4100 nucleotides. It is a transcript of the gene wnt5b, whose product is annotated as wingless-type MMTV integration site family, member 5b. The record is from RefSeq and is a predicted model, not a curated record. Gene Ontology annotation, molecular function: frizzled binding; cytokine activity. Lineage: Eukaryota; Metazoa; Chordata; Chondrichthyes; Lamniformes; Lamnidae. Gene Ontology annotation, biological process: cell fate commitment; multicellular organism development; canonical Wnt signaling pathway. Gene Ontology annotation, cellular component: extracellular region. The transcript has 5 exons. The coding region runs from base 1176 to 2330 and encodes 384 amino acids.